CGGAGACCCGGAGCCGCCGAGGAACCUGGCUGGAGAGAAGCCGAGAGCAAGCACCCAGGGGCCGCUAGUCUCAACGCUCUAUAAAGUAUGAAGAGAGCCCCUCUAUAGUGAAGGAAACAUGGCAGACAAGAGGAAGCUACAAGGUGAGAUUGAUCGGUGCUUGAAAAAGGUGUCGGAAGGAGUGGAGCAGUUUGAAGACAUCUGGCAGAAGCUCCACAAUGCAGCUAAUGCCAACCAGAAGGAGAAAUAUGAAGCCGAUCUGAAAAAGGAGAUUAAAAAACUCCAGAGAUUGAGGGACCAGAUCAAGACGUGGGUUGCGUCCAAUGAGAUUAAGGACAAAAGGCAGCUAAUAGAAAACCGGAAACUCAUUGAGACGCAAAUGGAGCGGUUAAUAGUGGAGCGCGAGACCAAGACGAAAGCCUACUCCAAGGAGGGGCUGGGCCUGGCACAGAAAGUGGACCCAGCCCAGAAGGAGAAGGAAGAAGUCGGGCAGUGGCUGACGAAUACCAUAGACACCUUGAACAUGCAGGUGGAUCAGUUUGAGAGUGAAGUGGAGUCCCUCUCAGUCCAGACGCGCAAGAAGAAAGGAGACAAGGAUAAGCAAGACCGGAUCGAGGGCUUGAAGCGACACAUCGAGAAGCAUCGGUACCACAUCCGGAUGCUGGAGACCAUCCUGCGUAUGCUGGACAAUGACUCCAUCAUGGUGGACUCCAUCCGCAAGAUCAAGGACGACGUUGAGUACUAUGUGGAUUCCUCGCAGGACCCCGAUUUCGAAGAGAACGAGUUCCUCUAUGAUGACCUCGACUUAGAAGACAUUCCACAGGCCCUGGUAGCCACUUCCCCGCCCAGCCACAGCCACAUGGAGGACGAAAUGUUCAACCAAUCCAGCAGCACGCCCACGUCCACCACGUCAAGCUCCCCGAUCCCCCCCAGUCCUGCAAACUGCACAACGGAAAACUCUGAAGAUGACAAGAAACGAGGACGGUCAACGGACAGUGAAGUGAGUCAAUCGCCAGCAAAGAACGGUUCAAAGAGCCUCCACAACAACCACCAUCAGCCGCCGCCCGCCAUCCCCCCCAGCUACCCGAUGGGCGGCAGCUCCAGCACUUCGUCCUCGUUGGGGAACGGGCCCGGCUCCAACAGCAACGGGACUGUGGCUGGCAGUGGGAAUGCGAGCGGCAAAGCUAACCCGCCGGCGGGGCACGCGCCCACCACCCCAACUCCGUACGCCCAGGCCGUGGCACCCCCACCCACCAGCACCAAUGCCUCUCAGCCCAGGCCCCCCAGCACCCAGCAGAAUGCCAGCAAACAGAACGGGGCAACCAGUUACAGCUCUGUGGUAGCUGACAGCAACUCAGACUCGACAUUAAGCAGCGGCAGCCAAUCCUUGCCUAACCAGACAGCGUCGCACAACCCGCCCAGCGCUUCCACGAAAGAGCCGAGUGCAGCUCCCCAGCCGCCCAGUGGUGGCAACAGCACUGGAUCCAGCCUCCUGGUGCCUCUCACCGCCAACCCACCUGCCUCGCCCACCCCCAGCUUCUCCGACAGCAAGCCUGCCCAGACACUGCUCAACGGGCCACCCCAGUUCAGCUCCACGCCUGAGAUCAAGGCACCCGAGCCUCUAAGUACGCUGAAGUCGAUGGCUGAGAGGGCGGCAAUUGGCUCCAGCAUAGAGGACCCGGUGCCGUCUCUUCAUCUCGCCGAAAGGGCUGACAUCUUAAUUACUAGCGCGACCUCCCAGCCGGCCUCCAACCAGCCCCCCAUCCAGCUAUCUGAGGUGAACAUCCCCCUUUCGCUCGGGGUGUGCCCCCUGGGGCCCGUGCCUCUCACCAAGGAGCAGCUGUACCAACAGGUCAUGGAGGAGGCGGCCUGGCACCACAUGCCUCACCCCUCUGAUUCAGAAAGGAUCAGGCAAUACCUGCCUCGGAACCCCUGCCCAACCCCUCCAUACCACCACCAGAUGCCUCCCCCACACUCCGACACGGUGGAGUUCUACCAGCGCCUCUCCACAGAGACCCUUUUCUUCAUCUUCUAUUAUCUGGAGGGUACAAAGGCACAAUAUCUGGCAGCGAAGGCACUGAAGAAGCAGUCGUGGCGCUUCCACACCAAGUACAUGAUGUGGUUCCAGCGACACGAAGAACCCAAGACCAUCACUGACGAAUUCGAGCAGGGCACUUACAUCUACUUUGACUAUGAGAAAUGGGGCCAGCGCAAAAAGGAGGGUUUCACCUUUGAAUACCGCUACCUGGAAGACCGGGACCUGCAGUGAUGCCCUGGGGCCAGCAGGGGGUGCCAAGCCUUCCUUCCUGAAAUAACUGCAGUGCGCAAGGAGCAGCGGCCAAGGGAGAGACCAACCAGUCCCUUCAUCUCACCCCACUUCCCCCCACCCCCAUCCCAGAUCACAACCUGGGGGGGCAUGGGGGGGGUGAGCCGCACGUUUAAAAAAAAUGCAUGCAAGUUUUAAAGUGACCGCGGGACGGAGGAGGGGCAGUGGCGGCGGCAGGAUUCGCUCCUGCCUUUCCCUUAUCCUCUUCAGCCUAUAAUGCAUUCGAAGAGGUCAGAAAAGGGGGGGGAGUUGCCCUGCGUGCACCAGCUUUGGGGGCGAGAGAAUGGAGAUUAAAAAACAUAAUUCCCCCCAAUCUCCAAUAUUUUUUUCCUGGGGUGCAUGUCCCAAAUUAGAUCAUUUGUGCCCCUCUCCAUUGUAGCAAAUAUGGAAUAUGCCCCCCCCCCACAUCUCUGUGCCAAUUUGACCCCAUAUGUACGUGAUAUGGAGGGUGCAGGGCCCCAGGAGGGUCAUUUAAAGUUGGGAGUGUUGGGAGCCACGGAGGAAAGCUCCCUUCCAGCCGUGCCAACUUGUCACUGCUGAAAAUUGGAAAAGAGGUAAAGGAUAAAAACAGCACUCGACAUCAGGUGCUCUUGAGGACUGGCACCUUCUGUGAACAACUUUGCCUCCUUGAGUGGUGAUGGGGGAAGGCUGGGGGCUGCACUGUCCCUCUGCCCUCAUCCUGCCUUGGCUUGGAAGAACUCCGUAUAUUUCCGGGUUUGAGGAAUCCUCUAAAUUCAUUUCCCUUACUGCCGCUCUGUCUUAAGGGAGUCCCCCAGUGCUGCUUGUCUCCUCCCCCAAGUUUUCCCAAUUUCAUUACGCCGCCCCCCCCUUAAAUUUGGUAUCCGAGCUCAUAAUGUCACCCACUACUCCUCCCAAAGACACACCCUCCCUCCUUGAUUACUUGCAAUGUAUUCCUGAUUGGAGGGGGAAAGAUUUGUUUGGGGGGGGGGAGAAGGGAAGGAAGAGCAGGGGGAGGGGGAAGACAGCUGUUUCACUCCCAUCUCUCAUCCACCCCCCCCUGAACUGGAGCACCCCGCCCAUGCCGCUGUUUAAGAUAU
Molecule: messenger RNA, 3384 nt
Organism: Gekko japonicus
Lineage: Eukaryota; Metazoa; Chordata; Lepidosauria; Squamata; Gekkonidae
Gene: CNOT3
Product: CCR4-NOT transcription complex subunit 3
Exons: 19
Coding region: 119-2269 (716 amino acids)
Biological process (GO): nuclear-transcribed mRNA poly(A) tail shortening; regulation of DNA-templated transcription; regulation of stem cell population maintenance
Cellular component (GO): nucleus; P-body; CCR4-NOT core complex
Source: RefSeq, a predicted model, not a curated record